UAAAUGUCUGAGGGGCAAUAAGAAUUCGAAGGUUAAGAAGGAUAAGAAGGCAUGCACGAGGGAUAAUAAGAGCAAUAAUAGCAAUAAUAACAACAAUAAUAAUAAUAAAAUCAGACAUAACAAAAAUAAAAGCCUGUUGUUCCAAAAAGCGAUCCUCCUCCAGAAGGCGCAAUUGUAUUUGAUUUUGAAGUUUGUGUCGAUUGCGCUUCUCAUGCUUGGUGUACUCAUCAUGAUGAAAGCAAAUAUACAUAAUUGUAUUUGGAUUGCAAAGCAGGUAUUCAAUACGACUUUACUCUUAGAGAUUGAAGCCUAAAUUCCCUAAGCUUAUUGCACAUAUAAUUAUAAGAAAAAACCCUCAACUGGAGCGUUUGAAAUUUCUCACAAAGGUAAACAGUUAUAUAAAAUAUUAGGAAACAUUAUCUUUUCAAAGAGAAACUCUUAAGUAUUCCCACAACCUAAGCUUUUACCUGAAAGAAUCAGGCAUUUCUUAGAUGACGUGGAAAAUAAAAGAGAUCUGGCUAAGUGGGCUACAAAAAAAGAAGUAAAAUAAGAACAACCCAGACAAAUCAAAGAAAGACCAACCUUUUAAACCUAUAUGAAGCAAAGAGAAGAAUAAGAGAGAUUAGCCAAAGAACAGAAAUUAAAAUAAUAGGAGGAAGAAAGAUUGAAAUAGGAAUAGGAGGAGAGAGACAGAAAGGAAAAAGAAAGGUAAGAGGAGGAACAAAGAAAAAUAGAGGAAGAAAAAAGAAAGCAAGAAGAAUAAAGAUUGGCUGAAGAAAAAGCUGCUGCUGAAGAAAAGGCAAGACAAGAAUAAGAAUAAAAGAUUCUUGAGUAAUAAUAAGAAGAAUCAAAUAAAGAAUAUCAGGAAUAAGAAUAACAAUAAGAGGGCGAGAAAUAACCAGAAUGAAAUAUUCAAAGUAAGUAGAAUGAG
Molecule: messenger RNA, 931 nt
Organism: Paramecium octaurelia
Lineage: Eukaryota; Ciliophora; Oligohymenophorea; Peniculida; Parameciidae
Source: the annotation of a GenBank genome assembly